This is a messenger RNA of Penicillium malachiteum, 576 nucleotides long. RefSeq lists its product as uncharacterized. The coding region runs from base 1 to 576 and encodes 191 amino acids. Lineage: Eukaryota; Fungi; Ascomycota; Eurotiomycetes; Eurotiales; Aspergillaceae. The transcript has a single exon. The record is from RefSeq and is a predicted model, not a curated record.
AUGCCGCAGGGCGAAAACAAACGAGUCACCCAUUUCGACAUCCCUCGAGAUAAGAGUCUUGAUGACCAGCAUUUGCCUACGGGUACAAAGGGAAUCCAUUUGGACCAGAAUCGCAUUCGACUAGAACGCGAACUGAAACGGGACAACGGCCCAUCAACAUUAUCCAGAAAACGAAAAGAAACCUCAAACGAUGACACCUUUACAGGUAUCGUAAAGGCCCAUAAAAAGACUGGAAUAAGUACUCGGACCGAAUCACCUUGGAUCUACUUCAAGAAACUCUACAAGUGCGAUCUUGCCGGAGAAAUGACGGUCGUAGUAGAUAAGUCCAAGCCGGGAGAACUUUAUUUUCUCACAAGCUUCUCUGUGAAUAAAUUAGAUAAGCUGAGUGAGCUUCUCCACCGCCUUAUUUUCACUCAACACGAGAAUAUUGCCUCGGCGAUGACAUGCUUUGUUACAAAAGAUGGAUCAUCAACGAUUGCUGAUUUUUAUCCCUUGACACUUGGGAAUAUUGUGGCUUGUCAACAUUAUCCUGAUGAGGAGCAGCUGAGUGCGAUCUUGGCUCAAGUUGAGAAAUAA